ACACUUUUUUGACGAGGGAACAUAUUUUGACAUAACACCUGUUCCGGGUUCGGUAAUUAAUACGUUGCAGGCUAAAUUGGCAGUUUUGAACCGUCAAACAUGAACACUUGAUAUUUGUUUUGGUGCCUUUACAAUGGAGAGGGUGCCUUGCCUUCGCGUGUCGCAGUGUCACGCGCAGCAGCUCAGGAGAUGUCUACAGUCCACAGGGGCUCUUGAUCUGAGUUUGUCUUUACUGAAAGACUCCGAUGAGACCGUCCUCUUGCCCAUUUCCCCCUCCUGCCUGCCACAUCUUGAUCUGCUCUCUCUCAGAACAUCACUGGCUUCCGAUGGUACUUUUGAAAUAGUUUGGAGUCAGUCUCCUCUGCAGUCAAAGAAAGUGAGGACCGGUGCCAAUAAACUGGAGAACGUCCUGCGGGAGUUGUUGGAAUCCCGCGGUGAGACGUGGACGGAGGAGCUAAGAGGGGACCUGCCUCGCAGCUUCCAGAGGCACGGAGACCUGCUCCUGCUGGGGGAGCGAUGCUUCUCCCUGCCGCUGUGGAAGAAGAUGGCUUUUUCCCCCUUAGAUCAACAGUUAUGGAGCGCGGUGGCAAGAGGACUGGGGGCCAAGCGGCUGGCAAAGAUGAGUCGAAUAUCCAGAGACGGGUUCAGGUCUCCCGUGGUGACGAUGCUGGUAGGAGAACACAGCUGGGUGAAACAUGUGGACAACGGGAUUAGUUAUGAGUUUGAUGUCACGCGAUGCAUGUUCUCGGCUGGAAACAUAACGGAGAAGCUGCGGGUGGCUGGAUUUGACUGCAGAGGGGAGACUGUGGUGGAUCUGUAUGCAGGUAUCGGAUACUUCACCCUCCCCUAUCUGGUCCACGCGGGGGCCAGUCGCGUUCACGCCUGUGAGUGGAACCCCGACGCUGUUCAAGCUUUACAGAAAAACCUGGAGGCAAACGGGGUUUCUGACCGCUGCACCGUUCACCAGGGAGACAACCGACAACUCCAGCUGUGCGACAUCGCCGACCGGGUGAACCUGGGCCUCGUGCCGAGCUCCGAGGACGGCUGGCCCGUUGCCUGUCGCCUGCUGAACAGAACAGCGGGGGGCAUUCUGCACCUUCACCAGAACGUGACGUCCUCGCCGCCGGGCGCGAUCGCCGGCGCCGCCGCCCGCGGGACUUCCGGGAGGAGAGCCGACAGGGAGGCGUGGCGCGCCUGGGCCGACCACGCAGCCGGCCGCAUCGCCGCCCUGCUAGAGGAGGUCACGGGCGCCCGCUGGACAACGAACGCGCGGCGCGUAGAAGGCGUGAAGUCGUACGCGCCGCGUGUCCACCACGUAGUGCUGGACUUGGAGUGCAGACCCUCCUGAGCUGAGGAACACAAAGGGACGCCGAUCCAACGUCCCGCUGUCUGGAGAGAAAAAACGUUGUUUUUGGAGACGCUUCCAAUGAAACAAAAGAACAGCCGGGUUCUAUGGUUAUUCCAUUCCGUCAGGCGGUGAAAUCAACUAAUGUCGUGUCUUCAUAAGCCUUUUAUUUAUUCUACAAAUGCUGUUUUGUUGUUUUAAGAAACGCCCCGCUUCAGAACCAAGCAAAAAUGAUCCUAUCUGAAAACCGCAGAAAGCUGCCCCACAACCACGGCCUUAUCUGUCGGCCACUGGAUAACAGAGGUCAGGUUAAAGUGAUUUUGCUCAAGGGCAUCAGGCCGUUGCGCUCAACUCCCUGAAUCGCCCUCCGCUGGCGGUCGGCUGGAAUGAUAAAGCUGCAGGCUGAGACACGACCACAUCAGUGUGCUGGUAAUUACAGCAACACCCAGAAAUAUACAAAACUGCGAUAGAGAAAUGUGAGCAGGACACAUUAUAUACAUACAUAUAUAUAUAUAUAUAUGUAUAUAAACAUGCAGUAUAGCUCUGCUUUGCAAACGCAGAAAGUAGCAGCCAAUUGAACCCGUACUACGUGACCGUCACCUUCUGAGCUGUGCGUGAAGGAUUUAAGGAGGAAAAAGAGAGCGAGUGAGCGGAGGGACGGCCUUUAGCUCACAUACCUGGGGGUCAGCGACUGGAUUCUUAAGCUGCGAAAGGAUGUGAAUCAUGUGAUGGCCACUUCGCAGUCAGCAGGUCGGACCCCCGAUUUGAGAUGGGAGCAUUUGGGCCCAGAUAAGGGAUAUUUCUUCUGCAUGACUAGUGUUCAAACCUUCCACUAGAAAACACCGGAGCCGCUGUGGCUGAUCAACAUGUUACAAACACCGCCGCUGUUGUUGUUUUUCUUUUCCUUUCGUCACACGUCUGUAUUUGCUGUGAGGGGUUAAGAUGUGUCUGCACAACCUGCCAAAGGAACUACUCUCAGCACAGUUGGGUUUCUGAGAUCUGCCUUAACCAAAGCAGAAAUAUCCAUGUCCAUUCUCUGCCUCUACAUGCACGGAGGCACCUGGUUGUGCACAUUUAAUUAGCUGGGAGUGUUUCUGACAUAAACAUCAUGACUAAAAACAAAGAGACCAUAUGAAUCCAUAUGAAUGAAUAUCUCGCACUGACCUCUUGCAUUCCAGUGAGUGAGACUUUUAAACUAUAUAUAUAUAUAUA
Molecule: messenger RNA, 2557 nt
Organism: Gasterosteus aculeatus aculeatus (three-spined stickleback)
Lineage: Eukaryota; Metazoa; Chordata; Actinopteri; Perciformes; Gasterosteidae
Source: RefSeq, a predicted model, not a curated record